Molecule: messenger RNA, 1077 nt
Organism: Papaver somniferum (opium poppy)
Lineage: Eukaryota; Viridiplantae; Streptophyta; Magnoliopsida; Ranunculales; Papaveraceae
Product: probable LRR receptor-like serine/threonine-protein kinase At1g05700
Exons: 6
Coding region: 1-1077 (358 amino acids)
Source: RefSeq, a predicted model, not a curated record
AUGAUGAACUUUUCGACAAUUAAAGAGGUGGUAUAUUCGUUAAACCAUGGGAACACAAUAACCGUAUGUCUUGCUCAAACUCACCAUGAUCAUAUUCCAUUUAUAUCCACACUUGAAGUAAGAAGUUUGGAUUCAGAUACGUAUAAUUAUGUGGAUUCAGAUUAUCCCUUAUUUUUUCUUGCAAGAAGAGUAUAUGGUACUAACAGAUACGUAAGGUACUCAGAAGACAGUUACGACCGAAUUUGGUGGCCAGGCAAUGGACCAGAACAUGAUAGUACAGAUACUUGGGUGGAUAAUACAGCGCCAGUCGUUCAAGUCAACAUCUCCGAUAAAAUUCCCGAGGCCUUAUUCAGAACAGCAUUAACAUCUUUGAAUUCUUCUGGAGAGAUAUGGCGUUGGGGUAUAUUUAAAAAUCUUAGUGUUCCUCUGCAAUUCAAUGCGUAUUUUUCAGAAGUGAUUCAACUGAAUUCUACUCAGAAGCGUUCCUUUGACAUAAAAGUCCUUAAAACUGGUGAUAAUGUUGUUAGUGUUUAUGACACCGUGAUUCCACCUUACGGACACGCCCUAAAAGUUUGCAUUGAAAAUAUAACUACUAACAGUAGCGAUGUACUGGGUAUUGGUUUGGUACCGACAAAGGAUUCAACUCUACCUCCAUUAAUCAGUGCCCUUGAAGGAUAUGUUAUUGGUGAUAAAUUAGUGCAGGGAACCAAUUUAAAUGACGUGAAUUCAUUGGGUUUAUUGCAAAAGAGUUUCAACCAACUUCAAGACUGGCAAGAUGACCCUUGUUUACCAUCGCCGUAUACCUGGGAUUGGGUUGCUUGUGAUUCGGAUCCCGACUCUCCUCGUUUUACAGCACUAUAUCUGAAUGACCUUGGAUUAGUAGGCACCUUACCAGAUUUUAGUGCCAUGGAUGCUCUCGAAAUCAUAGAUUUGCACAAUAACAGUUUGAUUGAAGCAAUUCCUGAAUUUCUUGGCACAAUCCCUAAACUUAAAGUAUUGGAACAGCAGGCAGAAGGAGUAACAGAAUUGCUGAAAGAAGAAGAAUUACAAAUCUUGACCAACAAGAAGACAGAGUAG